Bacidia gigantensis is the source of this 2157-nucleotide messenger RNA. RefSeq lists its product as uncharacterized. Bases 1 to 2157 code for a protein of 718 amino acids. Lineage: Eukaryota; Fungi; Ascomycota; Lecanoromycetes; Lecanorales; Ramalinaceae. The record is from RefSeq and is a predicted model, not a curated record. The transcript has a single exon.
AUGGUUCUCAGACAUUUAUCUGACGUUGAUAGCAGCAUGCUGACUCACGACCAUAAACAUGACUUUUAUGGGCAGGUUCAGACCAUUGAUCCAAGAACCCAUAAUCCAUGUAUGGGCUCUGCAAACUUUCCGUCCAGCGGUCUAUUUGCUCCAGCGGAGCAAGAAAUCUAUCCUCCCCAAUACACGCAUCAAUCUCGUGGUGAGCUCACAUCCACAAUCGGCGACCAUGUCCACAAUGUCUCUGAAACGUCAGCUACGGCGAAACCUAUGCUUGGAGUGCCUCAAAUUACCACGCCAAAGCUUGGUACAGACUCGCUGUCUCAAGGUACAGCCUAUUCUCCGACUGCGUACUCCUUUGGAUCCGUAUCCACGUCUCAAAGCUUUCAUUCGGAUCCUCAAACACCGAUCACACCUCCUGACAGCGAUACCGCCCCGUCUACCUGCCCUUCGAGCCAACAAUCGUUGAAUGAUAGCGAUUAUGAGCUCGCAGAAGCAAUUGAAUCUAUCCACAGCACCUCUCCUUCAUAUAGACAGAUGGCCAAGGAACAUCUUCAAAACGCCUUUGUGCCAGACUUCCGGACCUAUGAGCACUAUCAUGGUAACAUGAUCUCAGGCAUAGAGCGUUCAGAUCAUCUCCACAUGGCCCUCUCCUUUGACAGAUCUUACGACGGUUGUAGCCAACUUCGAAAAGCGGUCAAUACUGAGAAUAACAGGUUGUCACCAAUUGCACUACCUUCAUCAUGCGAAACCUCGCCUUUAAGUCUGUAUAAAAAUUCUCUCGACGAUCUGGGGUUCCAGUCAGUAAACCAGCUACUUCCACAGCAAACCCUUGCGUACCCCUCACCAUCGGACAGCAUAGCUCCUGCAUUUUUAUCGCAGGAUAGCACUUACAACAAGUCGAGAGAAUCUUCAUCUAUCGACGACAUUGAUAAUAGCUAUGUGCAGAACUCGUUUGGAGAUGUGCGCAAUGAAGCGAGUUCGGAAAUCGCUACGCAAAAGCUUGACUCUCUCGCUUGGGAUUCCUCAGCAAAUAAAAGAAGAUUAAAAGCGAGGUACAUAAAGCGGCGGAAGGGUUUUGAGCCGAACAGAUGUCAAGGGGUCAUUGAAGGUAAUAUCGAGAGCUCAGAAAUACGCAUACCCUUCAUUGGAAAAGAAUCCACUAAAAGAUCCGAGAGAACAUACGUUUGCACUUUUCCUGGGUGUCAUGACAGGUUCGAUCGAGUUGAGCACUUAAAACGCCAUAGAACUGUCCAUGAAGAUGAGGAGGACAAGAUAAAGUAUUCCUGCUGGGUUUCCCAUUGCCCAAAAGAAAUCAAGGGCGGCCGACUAGACAACCUGAAAGCGCAUGUGAACAAAACCCAUUGUACACCCUCAAUCAAAGAACCCUCUCCUGAAAAAACGCCAGGCAAGAAAUCCAAUAUAAACGAAAGGCUUUCCAUGUUGGCGAUGCUAGAACGCUACGAUUCAGAUAUUCUAAAUCAGAAUUAUAACAAAAGUUUGCCCACCCGCCCUUAUAGUCGUGACGAGGAAGGAAAGCAAAUAAGGAGUCUCGUUACCGGAUGGGUACUGCUCUUGAACACCAACCCUAAGAAGCCGAGCCUUACCAUCCAUCAUGAGUCGGAAAAGAGGACCGGCAAGCGAAGCCAAUUAUGGACUACCACAGGAUGGAACAUUCAGGAAGCGCAUUGCAUCAAGAUUCGAGACCUUGCGCCCGAAUAUGAUGGCCCAGCAGAAAAUGUGUACAUGUCAAGCAUUGAUCCUCGAAUGAAGGCGCUGUAUGCGACGGAUGAGAAAGACCAGCUAACGGUGGCCGACUGCAAACACCUUGGCGUCUCGAUGAAGACGACACGAGAUGAGAUGGGCCUUCAGCAAUUUGACCCGAGGUGGCGUAGGAUAUGGGAACUCAGCCCUGAAGAUGCGCUAAAGGAAGAUGUUGAAGAUGAGUGGAUAAGAGGCGGCGGCGGGUCGCAAGGUUGUCGUGAAAAGGGCAAGCAGAAGCAAGACUCAUUGCUGCGUAAACCGGUUGCGGCGAGAAGUCGAGGCCUUGCCAACAGGUGUGAAAAUGACUGCAUGAACGGGCUGCCUGAGCAUGCCUCUACACAUGACUACUCAUCCGCAAUGCCUUCGCGCUCGAGCCGAAUAGCUACAUAUGUUUGA